CGCAGGAGGAAAUGGAAACGCUGAUUUUAUUUCCUCGCUCAGAAAUCACAGAAUAUUAGUCUGUUUGUUAGUAACCCGGUUUUAUAAGUGGUAGACGCCCUGUCACUAACUUAUGAGCACUAAUUUGUCUGACAGAGCUCUUCAGCUUUUUGCUCACGUGGCUGUUCUUAUUUCCAUGGCAAUAACACUGUGUGUUGUUUUUAUACUUUUAGCUUCUGUUGAUAGCGAUGAUGGGAACUUGAGCUUUGCCUCCUAUUAUGGGGACUACAUGGUACUGCAGAAGUCUCCAGAGAGAGCUGUGCUGUGGGGCUACGGCCCAGAGGGUGCACAGGUCACCGUCUCCUUGUCAGGACCAAUAAAACAGAAAACCUCACCGGUCAAUGUGACAAAAGGGGUCUGGCGAGUCACCCUUGAUGCUGUCGAAGCUGGCGGUCCAUACAAUGUGACAGCAGCCACUGAAAAAAACACAGUCACUUUGACAGGCCUGCUGUUUGGAGAUGUUUGGCUGUGUGGAGGGCAGAGCAACAUGUACUUUAAAACUUCUCAGAUUUUCAAUGCAUCAGAGGAGCUGGCCCUCGCGGCGAAGUAUCCUCAUGUGAGGACGUUUAUGGCAGCCUUGCACAUGAGUGAAACUGAGCUGACUGAUCUGAUUGAAGUGGAACUUCCCUGGACUGUGCCCACAGAAAGCAGUGUGGGUGAGUUUUCUGCAGUGUGCUGGCUCUUUGGACGUUACAUGUACGAGAUUCUGAAGUACCCCAUAGGACUGGUGGAGUCUUGUUGGGGAGGCACGCCUGUCGAGGCCUGGUCAUCUUCAAGGGCCCUGAAGCAGUGUGGACUAGAGCAAACUAUAAACAGUCCUAAAGAUAGAAAUUCGGUCUUGUGGAAUUCAAUGAUCCACCCACUGCUCAACAUGACUAUCAAAGGAGCCAUCUGGUACCAAGGUGAGGAAAAUGCAGGCUAUCAUCAGGACAAGUACAACUGCUCCUUCCCUGCCAUGAUUGAUGACUGGAGGAUGGCUUUUCACCUGGGCUCAGGGGGGCAAACAGCAAAGGAUUUCCCCUUUGGCUUUGUCCAGCUGUCCACCUACAAAAAAGACUCCACAGAUGACGGCUUUCCGAACAUCCGCUGGCACCAGACGGCAGACACUGGCUUUGUCCCCAACCCACGGAUGCAGCGAACCUUCAUGGCUGUGGCUAUGGAUUUACCGGAUGAAACAUCACCCUAUGGCACGAUCCAUCCCCGGGACAAGCAGGAUGUAGCUUACAGACUGACAUUGGGAGCAAGGGCAGUGGCAUAUAAUGAAAAGGACAUGCCCUUCCUUGGACCUUUCCCCCAAAAAAUCAUUCUCUCGCAAAUGUAUGUUAACAUUACCUACGACCAGUCAGUCUCUGUCACAUUCUCUAAAGACAUCUUUGAGAUCUGUUGCUCUGGGAUUCAAGCUCCAUGCGGGCCUCGGUCCCCCUGGGUUCCAGCUCCCAUCAUCCAGUGGGGUCCGACCACUGUCCUGUUAUCUGCCAGUUUGUGUCCGCCCACUGAAGAAGUAGCUGCUCUUCGAUAUGCAUGGAGAGACUGGCCCUGUGACUUUAAAGCCUGUCCAAUCUACAGUGGCAGUAGGAUUUUACCUGCUCCUCCUUUUAUUUUCAACGUAGCCAAAAAUAUUAGAAGGUAGUGAACCAGAAACGUAUUUUAAAAAAAAAGGUUUGGUUCUGAAGGUCAGAAUUACUUGAUUGGACGGAUAUUAAGCUUAUCUGUAUACGUACAUACUGUGUGCCACUGUUUA
Toxotes jaculatrix (banded archerfish) is the source of this 1780-nucleotide messenger RNA. RefSeq names its product sialic acid acetylesterase (gene siae). The record is from RefSeq and is a predicted model, not a curated record. Lineage: Eukaryota; Metazoa; Chordata; Actinopteri; Toxotidae. Bases 113 to 1669 code for a protein of 518 amino acids. Gene Ontology annotation, biological process: carbohydrate metabolic process. Gene Ontology annotation, molecular function: sialate O-acetylesterase activity. The transcript is spliced from 10 exons.